AUUAACGUAUGCUGCUUGGAAUAUCGGUCUGCCUUUUGGGAUUAUUGAACCUGAACAACGAGACUUCUUGAAGAGGAAAAUAUUGCGUUAUGGUUCCUACCACUGUCUGAGGCAACUUCUCAUGCUCUCCAUUGGUAACAUAGUUCCUAUGCAUCCUUAUCCUGGCGUUGAAAUUACGAAAUUGAGAACUCAGUUGAUGUCUUCCUGAGUCGAUGAAAAAAGGUGGGCAUUUGAUGGGAAGGACACAUAGGCCUUAUUCACUAAUCAUCCUAACUGCAGUGCCAGUGCGUCAUCGAAGACACAUUUCUGGUGUUUAUGGCAGCGAGCACACGCAGGAAUUAAGUGUGAAAAAUAACAGUCCAGACGCAGGUAACUUCAAAUUGAUAUUUUGUAAAAACGUCUCUACAUCAUGGACGUCUUGAAAUGUGUCUGGGGCAUGUGUGCAUCGAGGUUUUAAUUACUUGGCAAAUGGAAAAGUUGGAUAGGCCUACAUUUCCAUAACGCACGAAGAAUUUCGCGUCCAAUUAUUUUCAAACGUUAACAGUAUACCUACAUGGGCUUAAUCCACAUGCUUUCGUUAGUCAACGAUUUAAAUAAACUUUUGAUUCACGCACAUUAAUAAUAUGUCUAGAGGCCUACACAUUCACAACAAUAAGGUACAGCGAAUCUAACCGAAUCUUCUGUUGAUGGUGUGAUUAAACAUCGGACAUUUUCUGAUACUUCAAGGGAGUCAUUCCUGUCGAAACGGGGCGUUCAUCCGUGGGAUGUUUGUCAGAGUCGACGUAUUCCGUUGUUUAAUCGCUCAAUAGAGCAUCAUGUUUCUCAUGCCACCACUUGGAGACUGAAGGGAGCCUACCAAAGAUGUGUAUUCACUGACUCUUUUGAAUGAAAAGUAAUCUAAGAAAAAGCUGUUCAGAUGAUUACAGGGCACUGGUAACUUUAGCGUUGUUUACCACAUUACGCACACGCGUCGCAAAACAACGUUUGAGACCAAGUCCACAUUUUUUUUACAACUAUUGUAUCCUCAUGUAGGCCUAAUGGUUUUUAGAUUGAAUUUAACGAAUUACAUGUAACCAUUUUCAGUGAACAUGCACGUAUCUGGAAUCUACAAGGAGAGGAACUAUUUUUCACAUGUAGAUCGGCCAAGAAAUGAGAAUGAAUAUGCUGCAAUAUCGUUAUGCUUCUAUCUAAUUGUUAAGUGCAUUUUCUGAUUCAAAGAUAAAAAGGCUAAAUCUACGUGUUGAGGGCGAAGAGGAAGGUGUUCUGUUAUGCAACAGGCAUUACUUUACAUCAGUCAGAGAUGAAGGAAAAGUCCAAGAAUGCAGCGAAGACGAGACGAGAAAAAGAAAAUGGAGAAUUUUAUGAACUGGCGAAAUUACUGCCUUUACCUUCGGCCAUCACAUCACAACUGGAUAAGGCUUCAAUCAUUCGGCUGACAACCAGUUACCUGAAGAUGAGAGCCGUGUUUCCAGAUGGCCUGGGGGAGGCCUGGGGCCAGCCGACCAGAAUCAGCCCUCUGGACAACAUGGCUAAGGAACUGGGCUCCCAUCUACUGCAGACUCUGGAUGGCUUUGUAUUCGUUGUCGCUUCGGAUGGCAAAAUCAUGUACAUCUCUGAGACAGCGUCAGUCCACCUUGGCCUAUCCCAGGUGGAGCUGACGGGGAACAGUAUUUUUGAGUAUAUCCACCCGUCAGAUCAUGAUGAGAUGACGGCUGUACUCAGCGCCCAUCAGCCCCUCCACCAUCACUUCCUGCAAGAGUACGAAAUGGAGCGCUCUUUUUUCCUGAGGAUGAAGUGUGUGUUGGCCAAGCGUAAUGCAGGACUGACCUGUGGAGGAUAUAAGGUGAUCCAUUGCAGUGGCUAUUUGAAGAUCCGUCAGUACGUGAUGGACAUGGCAUUGUAUGACACGUGUUAUCAGAUCGUGGGCCUGGUAGCGGUGGGCCACUCCCUGCCUCCUAGUGGUAUCACAGAGAUUAAGCUCCAUAGUAACAUGUUCAUGUUCAGGGCCAGCCUGGACCUCAAGCUCAUCUUCCUGGACUCCAGGGUGGCUGAGUUGACAGGAUACGAACCCCAGGACCUGAUUGAGAAGACGCUGUACCACCACGUGCACGGCUGUGACGUAUUCCAUCUACGCUUCGCUCACCACCUCUUGUUGGUGAAAGGGCAGGUCACCACUAAGUACUACCGUAUGUUGUCCAAGCACGGGGGCUGGGUGUGGGUGCAGAGCUACGCCACCAUCGUCCACAACAGCCGCUCAUCCAGACCCCACUGCAUCGUCAGCGUCAACUACGUUCUCACGGACGUAGAGUAUAAAGACAUGCAGCUGUCUCAGGAGCAGAGUCGAGCGGCCAAACCCAGCUUAGCCUUUAAGACUGGCCUGGCCUCCUCUCAGGACCUCUGCAAACAACUCAAAACCAAAGCAGUCAAGAUCAAGAGCAAACUCAAAACAGCCCCCUACCCUCAGCCCAACAGCACCUACCACCCAGACAAGCCAGACUGCUCCCCCCUGGGAGGAAGUUGGAAGGAGAGCACCCCCUACCCCCUGAACCCCUGUCACGGUCAGAUCUCAGGCCCCUCUGGAGGCCCAGAGGCUGGAGAGGUCCUGUGUAGUAGCAACGCCUCCUAUGGCCUCUCCUUCCCCUACCCCUAUGGACACCUACCCCACACGGACUCCCAGAGGAGGUUGCGACACACCCAGGGUUCUUCCUCCGCCUCACCCUCCCUGUCUUCCCCUGGCCUGGCAGCCCAGCAGCUGCUCAGCUCCCUGCAGGGUCGAGGGGGCGAUGGGCGGUGGAGCUGUGCCAACGCCAAAAUCCACCAUGGUACUAACCCUGCUCACAUCCUGAGACCAUUCGCUGCAUCGUGUUCCAUUACCACAGCCACCACAGCAGCAUAUUCAGGCCCCGCGGCGAGCAGGAGGUACCCCCCCUGCGAGCCCCUUCAUGAUGGCUUCUCCAGCUGCUCAACCCCGCGCCCUAACAGCAGGUUCAAGGAAGAGCCCUAUGAGCAUCACACGCUUGGCCAGAGCAAGACCACAGAGGACCGCCUGCACUCCCAGUCACAGGCUACUAAAGAGGACAGCAAGCUGCCGUUCAGUCGAGACUACCUCCACAAGGCCUCCGAGGGGAGUGGUUGUGUAGGAGGGGAGAAGCUGUUGUCCUGUCCCCUGCUGAGUAACUCUGUGCUGGGGAAGGUGAGCUGCGAGCAGUCCCGGUCCUUCCAUGGCCUGGGCCAACCCUUCCCCAUGCAGGUGGUCCUGGAGCAGCGCAGGAGGCUGUGUAUGAUGGAAUCCCCCUACAGCCACAGUGCCACCGGCCCCCUGGAGCACACGGACAGCAAUGGGGAGCGGGGGAGCCCCAAGAUGUUGGAUCCUGAGGCGGGGGAGGAGGAAAGGAGGAUGUGGAUGGGGGUUGGAGUUGGGAUGGGAGUCGGGGUAGGCCUUCCGACCCAGGCUCCGUACGUGUCUUUGAACCUCCACCACGUCUUGGCCAAACACAGCUCCUUCCAGGCCCCGCCCUAUGCUGCCCUCGGCCACUUGACAGACAGCUACGGUUACCGUGGCGACGAAAUGGGUUCUUACGACUACAAGAGCCAAAGCCCUGCCUCCAGCUCCUCCCCUGAGAUCCACAGGGAGAUUCCUCAUUACAUCGGCACGUCCGUCAUCAUCACCAACGAGAGGUGACACAGCUUGGGGGUCGAAGGACAAGGAGGGACAGACACCCUGAGACUUCAGCCUUUUUGGUCAGAAACACAGACAAUGAACAGAAGCUGUAUCAGUGACUAUGUAACCGUGUCAGCCAGAAGUCGAGUCACUUUCUGGGGACCCUGUCUGGUUAAGACCUCCACAUGGCUCUCCAUUUUUGUUUUUCAGAUGUUUUCUACGCAAAUAAGCCAACGUCAGACUCCUCUAAGGAGCCAGUAAUUUCAGGUUUCUUGAUUAUAUUAUAUUUUUGCAUACUGUUUAUCCAAUAGCAUAAAUGCAUUGUCACAUUCUAGUUCAAAGCCAUUUAUUUUGACAAAAUCUCAAGGACCUUUGAGCCAUGACACAGUACAUCAUUUGAGGUACAAAUUGCCUGUGAAGAAUACACCCCUCUAAUGUUGUAACUCAGAAGCACCAAUCAUAACUGACCUGAACAAGAAGAUACUAUCAAAUGGUCUAAAAAAGCAGCAUUUAGAUUGAAUGUAGCAUGAUUUCAACCCAAUUUGCAAGCUAGUUUAAGUGCAAACGGUUUCCAAUGCACUUCUUUUUUUGUGACAGCGACAUUAAAAAGGGCAUAAGAUAUGCCAGCACAAAAUAAUACAUGCUGUCACUCCCUACCUUGUAUAUUGAAUGGGGAAAUGACAGACGCAAAAGUAUUGAACGUGGACACUUUCUUGCAAACAUGAAUGAGGGUAAAUAUUGUUCACCCUCUUUUGAAGUUAACAUUAAAUAAUUUGGUCAAUUAUAUCAAUGGCAGAGAUCGGAAACACAAUGUGUAUAUUUAUUAUUGUGCAACACAUAGCAGCUUGCUUAUUUAUGAAGAAAACCAGGAUCUAACAUGUAUAAUGAGAAAAAUGUCAACUGCAUUGGGGAAAAUUAAAUGAAAUAAAACACGGUAGUUUGCUUUAAUUCUGAAUGAACAAUUCAAAUGAAAUGUCCUGCCAGACAGUCGUUGUCCAUGGCUAUUUUCAGCUCUUCUUUAUUCUUCAGAAUGCAUAGUGGAUAUCAUCUGGUUAUUGAAGAGGUUUGGACAUUGCUGUGAUAUCAAGCACAUGUAAAUGUCAGAAUUUACAAACACUUUUAUAUAAUAGGUACAUAUAACCUCACUUUCUUCUGUGAUGUAAUCUUGAAAUACACCUUUAUGUCCUCCUGCCUAUAUCCCAUCAACCUGGUCAAAUGGGCCCUCCAAAUGUCUGUGUAUGUGGGAGUGUGUUCUCCCAAUGACUACAAGAAACUGUCUAUCCACUGUGGUCUUCUGUAUCCAUACACCCCUCCA
Messenger RNA from Oncorhynchus tshawytscha (Chinook salmon), 4976 nucleotides. RefSeq names its product single-minded homolog 2-like. Gene Ontology annotation, molecular function: protein dimerization activity; RNA polymerase II transcription regulatory region sequence-specific DNA binding; DNA-binding transcription factor activity, RNA polymerase II-specific. The record is from RefSeq and is a predicted model, not a curated record. Gene Ontology annotation, biological process: regulation of transcription by RNA polymerase II. Lineage: Eukaryota; Metazoa; Chordata; Actinopteri; Salmoniformes; Salmonidae. The coding region runs from base 1301 to 3682 and encodes 793 amino acids. The transcript has 11 exons.